Molecule: messenger RNA, 1294 nt
Organism: Paramuricea clavata
Lineage: Eukaryota; Metazoa; Cnidaria; Anthozoa; Malacalcyonacea; Plexauridae
Source: the annotation of a GenBank genome assembly
AUGGCGGGCGAAGAGAAUUUUGAAAAACUUAACUUAAAAAUUGAGGAGGACAUACUUUCCCUGGAUGUAAAUGAGCUUGUUAAACUGGCAAAUAAGUUAGAAUUGGGUGAAGAAAACAUAGAAGGUAAAAGUCGACGUGUUUUAUCUAAACUAGUGAGGAAAACUAUUGACGAAAAUGUGGAAUUAUGUCAAACUGUCCCUAAGAAAGUUGAGUAUUUACACAAGCUACAAGAGCUUCUAGAAAUAGAACCACCGCCACUGGAAGACGCAACUGAGGAUACUGAAGAUAAUACUGGAGAUGUGGCUGCUUCUCAGAGUCCAGCACCACUGAAAGAAACUACACCAAAAGUUGUAACUGUAAGUAGUGGUCAGUCAGGUUCUUUUACUGUUUAUCGUAGGGAACUAAAGAUUGUUGGCAUGGUAGGCCCUGAGAGCCAGAAAGACAGAUUUUGUUAGUUUAACCCGUCAAGUCGAGUCGGGGAAAUCUAAGGGGUAUACUGAAAGCGAAGUAAUUGAAGCAGUUAUCCGAGCAAUAUGUUCAACACUCAAGCUCAGGUCUUAUGUCGAAACAAUGGAAGGACUAACAUUAAAGAAACUUCUCCAGAUACUAAAAGCACACUAUAAACAAAAGAGUGCUACAGAGUUGUAUCAUGAACUGACAAUUUUGUGUCAAGACCCAAAGGAAAGUGCUGAAGAUUUCUUAAUAAGAGCCUUGGAGCUUCGACAACAAGUGUUAUUUACUUCCCGUGUAAUGGAGGAAGAUGUUAAAUAUUCACAUGAGUUAGUUCAAACUGUUUUGUUAAGAGCCUUGGAAACAGGGAUCAAGAGUGAGACCAUUUGUGCAAAGAUGAGACCUUUGUUUAAGAAACAUGACAUCACUGAUGAGGAAUUAAUUAAGGGAGUAGGUGAUGCAAUGUCUGAAGAGACGGAGCGAUUAAAUAAAUUAACCUUGUCGUCACGGAAACAAGCUGCAAAGGUUAAUUCCUGUAUGUAUGAUAAAGAUGGGCAAGAGUCGAAAGCAUCCAAGAAUGUACAAAGUGGAGAGAAAGGCAAGCGUGACACUUUAAUGAUGACAUUAGAGGCUGUCAAAGCUGAUAUAGCUAAUAUCAAAAGUUCUAUGGUUGCAAAUAACAGGAAUGAUGGGAAACAGAGACCAGCCUGCUCAAAGUGUAAGUCACAAGGAAAUGGGAAAUGUACCCAUUGUUAUAUAUGUGGUUCGGAUGAACACUAUGCAAGGGGAUGCAAACAGAGAUCGGGAAACGGACGAGGACUCCUUCAGAGGGACAGGAAGUAG